Messenger RNA from Zeugodacus cucurbitae (melon fly), 2910 nucleotides. RefSeq names its product AFG3-like protein 2 (gene Afg3l2). Gene Ontology annotation, cellular component: m-AAA complex; membrane. Gene Ontology annotation, biological process: mitochondrial protein processing; protein-containing complex assembly. The coding region runs from base 297 to 2702 and encodes 801 amino acids. The record is from RefSeq and is a predicted model, not a curated record. NCBI's taxonomy places the organism in Eukaryota, Metazoa, Arthropoda, Insecta, Diptera, Tephritidae. Gene Ontology annotation, molecular function: ATP hydrolysis activity; ATP binding; ATP-dependent peptidase activity. The transcript is spliced from 5 exons.
AACACUGGCAACUGUCAUUGUUCUGUGGAUGGAUUUGUUCGCCGCCUUAUUUCACCACCUCAAUGUUAGAAAGACAAGAUUUGGUAGUUUAUUCCUUGGAAAACUGAAUAGAAACUAUUUUAAAUAGACUAUAUUCUUAUUUGCAAUUAAGUUAAAAAAUAAAAGUGCGACAAGGCAACUACCGGAGAGCAAAACGGUUGGAUAACCAAAAACGAAAACUACGAAAUAAAAAAUUAAUUGCUUAGGUGUAAAUCAAAAUAGUAUAAAAAAGUAUUGUAUAAUAACAUUAGAAAGCGAUGGCGCACAGAUUGAUUCAAUCUGCGAAAGCUAUGGAACGGUGCCUUCGUAGAAGUUACGUUACCAACAAUAUAAAUUUUAGGAUUUCUAAUAGAAAUGUGACAGAAACACAUAAAUUCGUUCCAACACCAGUCAUACAAUUUUUGUUGGAACAAGUUCAAUACUUUUGCAAAAAACCACCAAAAGGCUUUGAAAAGUACUUUGAUGAAGGGAAGUCAGCAGACAAGAAACGAUCUGAUAAUGAAGCGUCCAAAUCGAAAGAGAGCAAACCUUCAGUUGGUAAAGAAAGUAGCUCCAGCACAUCUUCAACAAAUAAAAGUGAUUGGAGUUUUGGUAUGUUUACAAACAGUUCGAAAGGGUCACAAGGAAAUCGAGGAGCUGGUGGUGGCGGUGGUCGGCCUAUAGGAGAAGGUUCAGGAGGAGACCGUGAAAAGUGGAUAAUUUUUGGAGCUGUUAGCGCUGUUGCAUUACUGGCGUCAAUAGCAUUUUUCGAAAUGGGAUAUAAAGAAAUUUCGUGGAAGGAAUUUGUAAAUAACUAUCUAAAUAAGGGUCUGGUGGAAAAAUUGGAGGUGGUCAACAAGAAGUGGGUUCGCGUGCGUAUACUUCCGGGAAAUUCACAAGAUGCUAGUGGUGUUCUUUGGUUUAAUAUCGGCAGUGUAGACUCUUUUGAACGUAAUCUAGAAACUGCUCAGACAGACCUUGGUGUUGAACCACUGAAUUAUGUGCCUGUUAUAUACCGCACGGAAGUAGAAGCGUCCGCAUUGACCGGCCUUUUGCCAACACUCCUAAUAAUCGGAUUUUUGGUGUAUAUGAUGCGUAGAUCAGCUGAUAUGAUGGGCGGUGGACGUGGGAGAAAAGGCGGUGGAUUGUUUGGCGGCGUUAUGCAAUCCACAGCAAAACUUAUUAAUUCAAAUGAAAUUGGCGUACGCUUUAAGGACGUUGCAGGUUGUGAGGAGGCCAAAAUAGAAAUUAUGGAAUUUGUGAACUUCUUAAAAAAUCCCCAACAAUAUAUUGACCUCGGCGCAAAGAUACCCAAAGGUGCUAUGCUUACUGGGCCACCUGGAACUGGAAAAACUUUGCUGGCAAAGGCAACGGCUGGCGAAGCAAAUGUUCCUUUCAUAAGCGUAUCCGGCUCAGAGUUUCUGGAGAUGUUUGUUGGUGUUGGUCCAUCACGUGUUCGCGAUAUGUUUGCGAUGGCUAGAAAGCACGCACCCUGUAUUUUGUUUAUUGAUGAAAUUGAUGCUGUUGGACGAAAGCGUGGUGGAAAAUCUUUUGGCGGACAUUCCGAACAAGAGAACACAUUAAAUCAAUUGUUGGUUGAAAUGGACGGCUUUAAUACAACUACUAACGUUGUGGUUCUAGCAGCAACUAAUCGUGUUGAUAUAUUAGACAAAGCGCUGAUGCGUCCAGGGAGAUUUGAUCGUCAAAUUUUUGUUCCAGCACCUGACAUUAAAGGACGUGCCAACAUUUUCAAAGUACAUCUGGGACCUCUAAAGACUGAUUUGGAUAAACAAGAUCUUGCCCGCAAAAUGGCAGCAUUAACUCCCGGCUUCACUGGUGCGGACAUUGCGAACGUAUGCAAUGAAGCUGCUCUUAUAGCUGCGCGUGAUUCGUUGGAUUCCAUUAUGAUGAAAAAUUUUGAGCAGGCGAUCGAGCGAGUUAUAGCAGGUAUGGAGAAAAAGACCAAUGUUUUAGCCCCGGAGGAAAAGAAAACCGUGGCGCAUCACGAAGCCGGUCACGCAGUUGCGGGUUGGUUUUUGGAGUUCGCCGAUCCUCUGUUAAAAGUCUCAAUUAUACCGCGUGGAAAAGGCCUCGGAUAUGCCCAGUAUUUGCCUAAAGAUCAGUACUUACUUUCAAAGGAGCAACUUUUUGAUAGAAUGUGCAUGACUCUGGGCGGUCGAGUUGCCGAAGAGUUAUUCUUUAAUCGCAUUACAACUGGAGCACAGGAUGAUUUAAAAAAAAUAACAGAUAGCGCUUAUGCUCAAAUUGUGCGUUUCGGUAUGAAUGAGAAAGUUGGUCAAGUGAGCUUCGAUGCGGGCCAGCAGGGAGAUGCUGUUUUCACUAAACCUUACUCGGAAGAGACUGCACAAUUGAUUGAUAGUGAAGUUCGUGUUCUUAUUCAUCAAGCUCAUCAACGCACCACAGAAUUGUUGACAAAACACAAGGAAGAUGUGCGUCGGGUCGCCGAACGUCUAUUAAAAAAUGAAAUUUUGAGUCGCGAUGAUAUGAUUGAACUGCUAGGUCCAAGACCAUUCAAAGAAAAGUCUACAUAUGAAGAAUUCGUGGAAGGCACGGGUUCUUUCGAAGAAGACACAUCAUUACCCAAGGGCUUGCAGAAUUGGAACAAGGAAAAAGAGGAGGAGACCAAAGAUACACCACCACCGAAACCUGUUCCAACGCCCUAGAUAUUAUGUAGGCGUAUUUGCGGUUUGAGCGAUUCUGAGUCAUUAUAAGCCUUAAUGCUAGUUCUUUUUGUUUUCUUGUUAAGUUUUGCAAUCUGUGUGCUGCAUCGAAAUAUCAAGAGAGACGUCAAAUAUGUAUGUUAAAAAAUAUUGAAGCGAUAAUCUUCAAUGGAUACAUUGAAAAAUAAAGUUUUUCAUACAUCUAACAAAA